Messenger RNA from Filobasidium floriforme, 933 nucleotides. RefSeq lists its product as uncharacterized. The transcript has 3 exons. The record is from RefSeq and is a predicted model, not a curated record. NCBI's taxonomy places the organism in Eukaryota, Fungi, Basidiomycota, Tremellomycetes, Filobasidiales, Filobasidiaceae. Bases 1 to 933 code for a protein of 310 amino acids.
AUGUACGGCCCGCUUUCAGGCUUUGGCACAUAUCCGUUCGAGCGAAACAACGGUGCCCUGGCCAAUAUCAACCACAAUGGACAGGAACGAGACGUCCCCUCUACAUGCUUGAGAGGUUGGUUACUGGAAUCGGGGAUAGCCAGGAUAGUAAACACGCCGGCGCCUGAUGCGACAGAAGCGGAGAAGGAGGCGUUGAGGGCUCUCAUGGCCGACAAAUCGGCCGUCCAAGGGACAUUGAUGUUGGACGAAGCUCGCGGGAACGCAGCGAAUAAGAAGAUACGCCUCCCCACGCCCUUCGAGAACGGUCAUGUUGUGGAUCUAUCUCGAUAUCUCGCAUACCAGCCACUGCUACGCUACGUUCAGGAACAUCACCCGGAAUAUCGUCUGGUCGACGCAGCUUAUAUGCUGGGAGAGGACCCCUGCCUGCCAGCACGUUCAACUUCAUACCGCGUCUACACACACGCCAUUUACACGGGGUUCAAGUUCUGUUCUUUACUAUAUACCCGGACUAGGAGGGAUCAGUUUGCUUUAGUAUCUCCGGCUGUAGGAAACCCCGACGGUCCCCGCGAGCUCUGCAGACUGAGGCUGUUCCUGAGCGUCAAGCUUCGGGUUCCACACCUGGAUCGACCCUUGCAACUUACGCUAGGGCUCGUUGAGUUUCUGGAGCCUGCGGGUGGGCAAUAUCCAUGGCAAUAUCGGUCAAUUGACCUCGGUCUGAGGAUAUAUCGCAAGCGAUACCAGGCACCGGUAUUCAUUCCUUUGGAGAACAUGAAAGCGUCGACGAUCGUUACAGAGAUAGAGACUCGUUCGGACGGGAUCUGCCUGGUCUCCACCUCGUGCGAGAAAGAUGGCGAAGAGCCGGAAUACUGGCUCAAUAGCGAUGAGUUACCGGGUCAGAACCAGGAUGACGGCGAUGAAGAUGAGGGCUUCUAA